AAGCGGAGGCGAUGAAGAAGAAGGCUGGUUACUGGAAAUGGGAGAAGGAGACGAGGAAGUCAGCUCCGCGUCCUCCUCCUCCAACUCCUCUCUGCUUUCAUCCUACUCCUCCACUCUCCCCUGCUACCUUCUGGAAGAAACAGACAGGGAGGGGGGCUCCUCCAGGACGUUUACUGGACUCAAGAUUUUCUCCAGGAGGAAAGCAAUAGCUAAAUGCGGCCUGCACCAUCUGCCCUGUCAGCCCAGUUCUUCCCUGAGCAGGACCGACCCGGAGCUCAGUCUACGCAGCACUGUGGAUUGGACUGAUUCAGCCUUGUAUGGGGACCACAUCUGGUUUGAGACCAAUGUUUCUGGAGACUAUUGUUAUGUAGGCGAACAACACUGUCUCGCCAGGACGCUGCAAAAGUCAGUGAGUCGUAGGAAGUGUGCAGCCUGUAAGAUUGUUAUCCACGCUAUCUGUCUGGAACAGCUGGAGAAGAUUAAUUUUAGGUGUAAACCAUCAUUCAGAGAAUCAAGCUCGAGGAAUAUUCGGGAGCCUGUCAUGGUGCGCCACCACUGGGUGCAUCGCCGGAGACAAGAGGGGAAAUGUAAACAGUGUGGGAAGGGCUUCCAGCAGAAGUUUUCUUUCCACAGCAAGGAGAUCGUUGCCAUUAGCUGCUCCUGGUGCAAGCAGGCUUACCACAACAAGGUGUCCUGUUUCAUGCUGCAGCAGAUUGAGGAGGCUUGUCCUAUAGGCGCCCACGCUGCACUCAUCGUUCCUCCUACAUGGAUCAUAAAAGUCCGAAGGCAUCAGUCAUCUAUGAAGUCCAGUAAAAAGAAGAAGAGGACCUCGUUCAAAAGGAAAAGCAGCAAAAAAGGAGCCGAGGAAGGACGGGUGUGGAAACCCUUUAUAAUCCGACCGAUCCCCUCACCUCUGAUGAAACCGCUGCUGGUGUUUGUCAACCCCAAGAGUGGAGGAAACCAGGGGGCCAAGAUCCUCCAGACCUUCAUGUGGUAUCUAAACCCCAGACAGGUGUUUGACCUGAGCCAGGGAGGGCCUAAGGAGGGCCUGGAGCUGUACCGUAAAGUCCACAAUCUUAGAAUUCUGGCAUGCGGAGGAGAUGGAACAGUGGGCUGGAUCUUGUCUUGCCUCGAUGAACUGGCGUUGAACCCUCAGCCUCCUGUUGCUGUAUUACCACUGGGGACAGGAAAUGACCUUGCAAGGACCCUCAACUGGGGAGGGGGCUACACGGACGAGCCUUUGUCCAAAAUCCUGUCUCAUGUGGAGGAGGGGACUGUGGUCCAGCUGGACAGAUGGAACCUGCAGAUUGAGCCACACCGUGAUGCCGGGCCAGACCAGGAUGAACAACAAACCGACAAGCUUCCUCUAGAUGUGUUUAACAACUACUUCAGUCUCGGGUUCGAUGCCCAUGUGACGCUGGGGUUCCAUGAGUCAAGAGAAGCCAACCCCGAGAAGUUCAACAGUCGUUUUAGGAAUAAGAUGUUCUAUGCUGGGACUGCUUUCUCAGAUUUCCUGAUGGGAAGUUCCAAAGACCUGUCCAAACAUAUCAAAGUAGUGUGUGAUGGGACAGAUUUAACUUCGAAGGUGCAGGACUUGAAGCUUCAGUGUCUCGUUUUUCUCAACAUUCCCAGGUACUGUGCAGGAACCACACCAUGGGGUAACCCCGGUGAACAUCACGAGUUUGAACCUCAGCGUCAUGAUGAUGGGUACAUCGAGGUGAUUGGCUUCACCAUGACAUCACUGGCUACUCUUCAGGUCGGAGGUCACGGUGAGAGGUUGAAUCAGUGUAGAGAGGUCACCCUGACCACCACCAAACCCCUGCCAGUCCAGGUGGAUGGUGAGCCCUGUAGACUGGCCCCCUCAGUCAUCCGCAUCAGCCUCAGAAACCAGUCCAACAUGGUUCAGAAAACCAAGCGACGCACACCCCUGUCCCACCUGAAUGACCAGCAGCCCAUUCCAGAGAAGCUGAGGAUCCGAGUCAACAGGAUCACCAUGCACGACUACGAGGCUCUGCACUAUGAUAAGGACAAACUUCGACAAGCAUCUAUCCCACUGGGUCUGAUAGUGGUACCUGGUGACAGUGACUUGGAGACCUGCAGAACACACAUUGAGAGCCUGCAGGAGGAGGAAGGGACCAAACCAAAAAUCCUGUCUUCUCAGAGAUUGUCUCCCAAGUGGUGCUUCCUUGACUGUACGACAGCAGAUCGGUUCUACAGGAUAGACCGAGCUCAGGAACAUCUCAACUAUGUCUCGGAGAUCUCCCAGGAGGAGCUCUUCAUCUUGGACCCCGAGUUGGUGGUGAUGGUGACUGUGGGUACCUCCCCGCCUGCUAUGCCCGAACUGAUUAACUCCGUCACCAACCAAGUAAACCAAAGUGAGAGCCCCUCCAGUGAGAUGAAUAACCAAGCUGCCUCCUCUUCCUCAUCCUCAUCCUCACACUCCAGUACCAGAAACUGA
This is a messenger RNA of Lampris incognitus (smalleye Pacific opah), 2458 nucleotides long. RefSeq names its product diacylglycerol kinase, zeta a (gene dgkza). The record is from RefSeq and is a predicted model, not a curated record. NCBI's taxonomy places the organism in Eukaryota, Metazoa, Chordata, Actinopteri, Lampriformes, Lampridae. Bases 38 to 2458 code for a protein of 806 amino acids. The transcript is spliced from 28 exons. Gene Ontology annotation, biological process: diacylglycerol metabolic process; regulation of synaptic transmission, glutamatergic; lipid phosphorylation. Gene Ontology annotation, molecular function: ATP-dependent diacylglycerol kinase activity. Gene Ontology annotation, cellular component: nucleus.